CUAAAUGCGAAAUGCUUGAUUGUGACUCUCAUUCCUUGGUAGCUGUCAUUUUACAAACCAACGCUUUCCACUCAACUCUUAAACGGUUUAUACAUAUUCUCUGAGUCUGGACGGUGCAUACUAAGUAAUUUUCAAAUCAAUAUUAAGAAUUGCGCAUCAUUUCCAAAGUCGAAAAACUAUUUGUGAGGGCAUUAAAUUGGGAUGCAGUAUCGAUUUGCGACAUCGAAAUAAAUAGAAAAGAUUAUUCAUCCGAGGCUAAAUUCAGGAUGGCAAAUCAAAUGAAAAUCACCGAUGUCCCAGACGAUUGCCUCGAGCACAUCUUCAAGAAAUUGGAGCUCAUGGAUCUGUUGAACGUGGCCCACUCCAGCAAAAGUUUCAAAGGAGCCCUCGAUUUGGCGUACACGAGCACGUACGGGGGGAAGAAAGUAAUUCUUCGAAAUGACAAACCAUCCUACAAAGUGGACAAGUGCAAAAUUCAUAUACAUGAUUUAUUGAUGAGCUUGAAACUUCUGCGCUGUUUUGGACAUAAGAUUCGCAGCCUCGUGUGUAUGAACAAUCCCGAUGUUCUUUUGGAGCGAUACGUGAACAGUUUCUGCGCAGAUUCGUUGGAGAAAAUUGAAUUCUCUUUUGCGUGGGACGGCGCAUGGGAAAAUCUCAGAAAGCCGUUUACAAAAAUCGAAGCUGUUCGAUUCAACAGCUACUCUGAUUUGAAGGCCGAUGUCACUGAUUUCAAUGUGUGGUUUCCGCAGAUGCGACGCUUGGAGUUUAUUGGAACUGGUGCAAAAAAUUGCAGCUUUAUCGCAAAACAUUUUCCGAAUUUGGAGCAUGUGGCAAUCAUUGAAUAUUAUCUUGUCGAUUAUUCAUUCGAUAGCUCGAAUAUUGUUGAAUUGUUGCGCUUGAAUCCACAGAUAAAAAGUUUGGAGCUUCAUGACUACUUCUUGGUUACCGCAGCCUUCAUUCAAAGUAUUAGCGAACACUUGCAACGCAUCGAAACUUUGGCGGUUGGCUUCUGUGAAUUCUUCAUUCACACCGAUGGCGUUGUUCACUUUCAAAAUGUGAAACACUUUACAGUGGAGUUUUGGGCAGAAGAAGAACCAGAAUUUCAACUAGCGUUCGACCAAAUCGAGACGUUGAAUGUAUGCGCUCAUAAGUGUCAGUUGAAUACUGCCUUUUUGGAGUUCAUCCGAAUACAUCGAUCAUCAUUGGUCAAAGUGGUUGUGAGCGGCGAUUGCGGAGAAGAUCCAUUCAGAGCUACCAAUAAAACCGAAGUCGCUAUGGCUAUGGAUCAGCUAGUGGACAUUGACAUAAGAUACACGGUUCUUUCGGUGAACGAGGCGAUUACAUUUUUGGACACAUGCACAUCGCUCAAAGAGUUUCGUUUCAAACUCAAAGAUGCCGCAAAUAAUAUCGAUUCGUUGAAGCAGCGUGCUGCAAUGCGUGGCCAUGGCCAUGGCUACGAAUGGCGUUUGUCCGUUGAAGAUGACAGCCGCAUUUUAUUGCAACGGUAGUCGAUUUCUACUUCAAGCAAACUCACAUCAACAACAAAAAUACAUUCCGAACACAUUUAUCGUUUCACUUCAAAACAAAAUGUUCUUAGAAAGUGCUUAGACAGAAACGUUUAAUUUCAACUCAGAAAAACUACCUACCUUAGAAAACUAAGAGCAAAAAAAGGUGUCAUACAUUAGUUGAAAUUUUGAAAAUCAACUUGAAAUAACACAUCAGAUUUAAUUUCUUUUUUUAUUGAAACAAAACGGAAAUAAAUUGAAA
Messenger RNA from Sitodiplosis mosellana (orange wheat blossom midge), 1767 nucleotides. RefSeq lists its product as uncharacterized. The transcript is spliced from 3 exons. Gene Ontology annotation, molecular function: protein binding. The record is from RefSeq and is a predicted model, not a curated record. The coding region runs from base 267 to 1508 and encodes 413 amino acids. Lineage: Eukaryota; Metazoa; Arthropoda; Insecta; Diptera; Cecidomyiidae.